AGGAGCCAAUGGGACACUUCGAGUCGACAGAGCGCCGCUCUUCUUUUUUUUUUCUCUGGGCUCCCAGCGGACUGAAUCAACAUGGGUGACAGUCUAUGUCUCUAAGGGCCCAGGCGGCCUGCAGGGCCUACUCUUUUCCGUUCCAGCCUGCGUCACUUCCGCUUUCUUUAUCAUCAAGAAGACCGCUUUUCCUCCGCCCAGCGCCCCCUGCUGGUUGCAGCGCGGAGAGACCUCCUUUUGAGCGGUGUUGCCGUGGCAACCGUCGGGGGGCUACAAGCAUGGGGGCACCUGCUGGAAGGGGCGCCAGGUUGGGGAAGCUGGGUUGGCCCGCCCUGAGCAACAGCCCCUGAAGGGCCUUUCUACCCAAGUGGGGCCGGCUCCUCCCUUGGAGACGUCAGCUGGGCGGCCCUCUCCUCCAGUGGGAAUCCUGCAAUCACCAGAAGCUGGCUUCCAAUAAUGGUGAAGCAGGACCGAAGGAUGAGUGUCAAAUACUGGCUCCUCUUCCUGCUGUACUUCGUGCAAGGAAUCCCUUACGGGCUGCAGUCCGGGCUCUUGCCGAUCUACUUCCGCACCGUGGGGCUCUCCUUCACCAAGAUCAGCCUGACCAAGCUGCUUUACCUGCCUUGGUUCUUCAAGGUGUUCUGGGCCCCCUUUGUGGACUGGUAUUUCUCCAAGAAAAGCUGGCUGAUCUUCACCAUGUGUGGCUUGGCCCUCACCUGCCUGGCUUGCUCGUUCCUGACCCCAGAGGAGGACUUCCUGGGCGUGGCUGUCGUCCUGCUCCUCAUGAACACCUUCGCCUCCGUUCAGGACGUGGCGGCCGAUGGGAUCGCCAUCCAGCUGUUGAGGCCAGAGGAGGUGGGAUUUGGGAACAGCAUCCAGGUCGUGGCUUACAAACUGGGUUCCGUCCUGGCUGGAGGCGGCCUGCUCACUUUCCUCCAUCACCUGGGCUGGGGAGCCCUCUUCGUCUACCUGGCUGUAAUCUACGCUGCGGCCAUUGGGUUCACCUCCAAGUUUCACCUGAGGGAUUCUCGUCAGGACAACCAGGCCAAGGAGAACAAUGUAGGCCUCCUGGGUUUUUUCCAUGAGCUCCUCCUUGUGCCGGACACGCUGUGGACCGCUGGCUUAGUCCUCAUCUACAAGUUGGGUGAACAGGGCUCGGUUUCCAUGUUCCCCCUCUUCCUCCUGGAUCACAGCUUCUCUCCCCAGAAGCUGGGCUUCUGGAACGGGAUCGUGGCCACCACCUUUUCCAUCGCAGGCUCAUCCCUGGGGGGCCAGCUGAUGUCCGAGGGCAGGCAUUCCGAUUCUCUGCAAACCUUGUUGGUCCUUCGCUUCUGCAACCUCCUUUUCCAGACCUGGGUGAUCUUGGCCUACACCGACCACGCGGCUGCCUUUGAAGUGGCCGCGGUGGUGAGCAUGUGCAUCCAGCACUUCAUCGGGGGCCAAAUCACCGCCCUGGUCUUCAGCAAGAUGAUGCUCUGCACUCAGAAAGCCCCAGAGAGGAUCCAGGUGGGUUCUACUUUCGGAGUCUCGAGCCUUUCGCACAACAGGAUGUCAGGGUUCCAGGGAAUAGAUCCGUUGCAAGCAAAAACUCCGAGGCAGGUGGAUUCCUUCAAGGAAUAA
Pseudonaja textilis is the source of this 1620-nucleotide messenger RNA. NCBI's taxonomy places the organism in Eukaryota, Metazoa, Chordata, Lepidosauria, Squamata, Elapidae. The record is from RefSeq and is a predicted model, not a curated record.